Henningerozyma blattae CBS 6284 is the source of this 3507-nucleotide messenger RNA. RefSeq lists its product as uncharacterized. The transcript has a single exon. Lineage: Eukaryota; Fungi; Ascomycota; Saccharomycetes; Saccharomycetales; Saccharomycetaceae. The coding region runs from base 1 to 3507 and encodes 1168 amino acids. The record is from RefSeq and is a predicted model, not a curated record.
AUGGCUGAGGAAAAUUCGUUUCUGGACUCAUCCUUCUAUACUUCAGAUACAUUAAGUACAGUAGAUCAUGCAAGAAAUUUUAGAAAUUCACUGAUCUUAGAAGAACUAUCUCAAAGAGAUUUGACCGCUGCAUUUAAUGAUGAAAAAGAUACCAUUCAAACUCAAACAAAUUUAAAACUUGCUCAUACUAAUAAGGACGGUGAAAAUAAUUCUCCAUCUCAAACAACUCUAAGAGAACCAAAUACUACAAAAACAAUCCAAAUAUCGUCAUCUCCUUCUUUAAGUGCCCUAAGCAACCUUUUAAACGAAAAGUCUAAGAUUGCUGAUCAAAAAAUGAGAAAUAGUAUGCUAUUAGAUACCUCCAUUAUUGAAGAAGAUGAAGAUGUUGAAGAUGGCUAUAGUAAAGAAUUUUUAAAUCUACCUGCAUAUGAAGAAGUACAAGUAGAUAAUUUUGGUUCAAACAUCUAUAGAAAUAGUAGCAAAAAUAAUUCAACAUCUCCAAAUCUUUUGGACAUUGACGGCCUUCAUAAAAUUCAAGUUCCCAUACCAUCUUCAAAUUUCCCAAUAGCAAGCCUUGAACAACCCGAUUUCCUUACAACUCCUAGAGUGGAGCCUCCGAAAGCUGCUGUUAUUGCUAGGAUUCAUUCACCUAGUAAACUGUUUUCGAAUAACUUACUCUCUAACAAUAACAAUAACCAACCUUCAUUUGAAUCAGAACUGUAUUUGAACCCUUUAAGCAGAUCUCAUUCACCUGUCGCAGUUCCAAUAACUACUGCACCUAUUGGUAAUGCAACUGCUAUCUCCUCAUACUCGUCUUCUCCAAACAGGUACCUAGAUUUGAAACUUUCUUCUAAAUCUUCUUCAGCCACUCCAAGUCAGUGUGAUAACUCAAAUAUUUAUAAUAAUCAAGGCAGUAGUAAUAUUAAUUAUAGUUCUGAAGAACGUUCAACUUCAACUGAUUCUAACCAGCAAUUGAAUAGACAUUUGAACUCACCAAUUCCAACACCAGCUACAACACCCUUAAAAGUUUCAGAUUCAAAGAAAACACCCAACAAAAAUAGAACAAGAAAUGGGAGUAUUUCCACAACCUCAACUUUGAAUACAACACCUUCCUCUUCAAGGAAAAAGAAAGGUCUUUUUUCAUUUUUGAAGAAAAAGCCAUCCCAAAAUGACAUUCCAACUGUAAGCCAUAAUCAAAAACAACAAUACAAUUCCAAUCAUUCUUUACCCACAUCUUCAACAUUUUCAGUUUCACAAACUUCAUUAAACUCUAAUACGUCUACCCCAGAAAAACUACAGAAAAAAUCGCACAGCAGCAAUAGCAUAUUUAGUUCUUUCAGGAGAAACAGGGAGUCCUCAAAUGACUCAAGUCAAGCAAAGAGAAUAUAUCAUUCUAACCACCAAAAUCAACAACAAUCUCAUAAUAACGCUAAGAAAAAUAACGCUAAGAAAAAUAAUGACGAAACUAUUGCUUCUAAUAAUACAAGUGCUGCAAAUAGCAUAAUAAGCAGCACACAUAUAACUAGAUCUCGAACAGCUUCAAACGCAAAUGUAAAUACAAUUCCCAAAAUUUCUUCUGCAAAGACUAACUCAACUAGCAAUAGCCCAUAUGUUAAUAAUGUUAUUCCUCUUUCUUCCUCAUCUUCAUCCUCACCUAUUAAAAGGGACGGCACUUCAAAUCGGAGAAACAUUACACCAUUAGCCUUUGAUUUAGCAAUGAAGAAAAAUCAAUCAUUCGAUGAAGAUAAUGAUACUGACAACCAGAUAUCUUUUAAAACUACCUCCUCAGAUGUUGAAGUAAAUACAGUUCCUAUCACAUAUCAUCCAAACAUUCCCGAAUUAAUAAUUGAAGGAAGUACCACUAAUAAUAAAAAAGCAAAAUCUUAUGACCAGUUAAUUAAUUCUCCCAGUGAUCAGCAUAAUAUAAUUGCGACUAAAAAUACCAAUAGGAGUACAUCACAAAGUAAGGGAUUAUUUGAACGUCCCCUUGGUCAGCAAAACGCUCAAUCAUUUAAGAACGUAUCGAUCACUGAUGAUGAUUUUUUCCAAAAACCUCAAAAUCCCUUUCAACCAAGAGCUGAUUAUGGUGAAUCUUUAUUCCCUAAAACAUUAGACGAACAAGAAGUUGAAUCAAUUAUCUCCUUAGAAAGAACAAGAUCCAUUAAAAGUAAUAAUAGAAAUUCCAUUGCUUCCUAUAGAAAAUCAAGUGAUAAUUACUCACUUAAAAAUCAAAAUGAAGGCAUGAUUGUAACUGAGCCUACUUCAAUUGUCCUUUCCACGCCUGACUUGACUAAAUCUCCAGCCAGCAGCAUUUUGAAAAGUGGAAAGUUCGAAAAUGCAGAUACUUCAUCAAAUUUCUCCGGAAUGAAUGAAAGUACUGGAUCUUUAUUUACUGGUGAAGCUCAAUUUUCUCAACCUUCUCAAAGAAAUAAUAUUUCAAAUUUGCAAGAUAUCAGUACUAAUGUUGAAAGCAACUUUUCUUUUACAUCAAGUGAUGAGCAGGUUCAAGGCUUAAACUUACAUUCUGAACCAUUAGGCUUAGAAGCUGAUACAGAAUUGAUGUCUGAUAUUAUGGAGUUUGCAGACCUAAUUGACUUUGGUGAUUCCAUGAAUUUUGGUGACACCGUUGAUUUUGCUGAGUCUUUGAAUUUUACUUUAGAUCCCGUUGAUAACUCAAAAAUUAAUAUUGUAUUAGAGGAACCUGUGACGAGAGAACCUCACUCUUCCAAAAAUAAUUCUACAAUGAACGAAGCUCAACAUAUAAAAAAGAGCCAAACGAUUGAUUCUAAUUAUUGGGAUAAGUCUAGCAAAAUGGAUAGCAAUAAGCAAGAAUCAAGUAAUGAUGCCAACGCUUCAAAAGUGUCAAUAUCUACUACUUCUUAUAAAGAUAUUUCAGAUACAGAACAACCUCCACCAAAUUACUUUUAUGAAUACCCAGAUAGCAAUAAUAUUAAUUCUACUGAAGAAGUAAAUCACAAUCCUUUUUCGUAUGAUCCAAUCCAAGAACCAUUUCAAACUUUCCCUAGUCAAUCAUCUGAUAACGCUAAAACUCAAUUGAAACCAAAUAUAAUUUCUGACGUUGAAAAUGACACAGAGAAUAAUGAUGUAGAAAGCCUUCAACAAAAUAAUGCAUACUUCCCAGAAACACAAAUUAGUAGGCCGAUUUCUAUGUCUUUCAAGGGCUUACGAGCACCAACGUAUAAUACUUCAAAUACUCCUUCUAUGAUAAAUUCCGUCCAUGCUGACAAACAAGAUCAAAAAAUUAAUCCUACAAGUGAUUCUAAAAUGAAAGCCAUUAAUGAAAAACAUAAAGUUAAAGUUGAUUUUUCUCAAAAUGUAAUUUUAUUCGAAACAUAUAGUCAGUUUGAAUAUGACCGUAAACCUGAAGUUGCUACUUGUAAUUUACUGACUCCUCAAUUGGCUCAAUUAAUUAAAUCAGAGCUAAAUGAAUUAAAAAGUGAAAUGGAGGUUCAUAUAGAUUCUAGAUGCUAUACCCAUUUUUAUUAA